GGGGCGCUGAGCCGAGAGGCGCGGAGGCGGCGAGGGUGCGGGGGCUCUGAGGGCCGCUCGGCGCCGCCUCCUGCCACACCAUGGGCAGCGCAGAGGACGCAGUCAAAGAGAAACUGCUGUGGAACGUGAAGAAGGAGGUGAAGCAAAUCAUGGAGGAGGCGGUCACCAGGAAGUUCGUGCAUGAAGACAGCAGCCACAUCAUUGCUUUAUGUGGUGCGGUGGAGGCUUGCCUCUUGCAUCAGCUGAGACGCCGUGCCGCUGGCUUCCUGCGCAGUGACAAGAUGGCAGCCCUGUUCACCAAGGUGGGGAAGACGUGCCCAGUGGCGGGGGAGAUUUGCCACAAGGUACAGGAGCUGCAGCAACAAGCAGAGGGCAGGAAACCCUCAGGGGUCAGCCAGGAGGCCCUGCGGAGACAGGGCUCAGCCAGCGGGAAGGCCCCGGCCCUCAGCCCUCAGGCCUUGAAACACAUAUGGGUACGCACAGCGCUCAUCGAGAAAGUUCUGGACAAGGUUGUGCAAUACCUGGCGGAAAACAGCAGCAAGUACUACGAGAAGGAGGCACUGCUGGCAGACCCUGUGUUCGGCCCGAUCCUGGCCUCUCUUCUAGUGGGACCCUGUGCCUUGGAAUACACUAAGCUCAAGACAGCCGAUCACUACUGGACUGACCCCUCUGCUGAUGAGCUGGUCCAGCGGCACCGCAUCCGGGGUCUGCCUACUCGCCAGGACUCCCCUGCAAAGCGCCCAGCCCUGGGGAUCCGGAAACGGCACUCAAGUGGCAGCGCGUCGGAGGACAGGCUGGCUGCCUGCGCCCGCGAGUGUGUGGAGUCCCUGCACCAGAACUCACGGACGCGGCUGCUCUAUGGCAAGAACCAUGUGCUGGUGCAGCCGAAGGAGGAUAUGGAGGCGGUCCCUGGCUACCUCUCCCUGCACCAGUCUGCAGAGAGCCUGACUCUGAAGUGGACCCCCAACCAGCUCAUGAAUGGGACUCUGGGGGACUCCGAGCUGGAAAAGAGCGUUUACUGGGACUAUGCCCUCGUGGUGCCCUUCAGCCAGGUCGUGUGCAUCCACUGCCACCAGCAAAAGAGCGGUGGCACGCUUGUGCUGGUGAGCCAGGAUGGCAUCCAGAGGCCGCCGCUGCAUUUCCCGCAGGGAGGACACCUGCUGUCCUUUCUGUCCUGUCUGGAGAAUGGGCUGCUGCCUCGGGGACAGCUAGAGCCCCCGCUGUGGACCCAGCAAGGGAAGGGGAAGGUGUUCCCCAAGCUACGGAAACGAAGCAGCAUUCGCUCCGUGGAUAUGGAGGAGAUAGGCGCGGGGCGGGCCACCGACUAUGUGUUCCGGAUCAUCUACCCCGGCCACAGGCACGAGCACAUCACUAUUAACUACCACCACCUAGCGGCCAGCCGCGCGGCCUCGGUGGACGAUGAUGAGGAAGAGGAGGAUAAACUGCACGCGAUGCUCUCAAUGAUCUGCUCGCGGAACCUCACAGCUCCCAAUCCGAUGAAAGAUGCUGGUGACAUGAUCGAGAUGCAGGGCUUUGGGCCCAGCCUGCCAACCUGGCACCUGGAGCCCCUGUGCAGCCAGGGCUCCUCCUGCCUCUCCUGCUCCUCCAGCAGCUCCCCACAUGCAACCCCCAGCCACUGUAGCUGCAUCCCCGACCGGUUGCCGCUCAGGCUACUGUGUGAGAGCAUGAAGAGGCAGAUCGUGUCCCGGGCCUUCUACGGCUGGCUGGCACACUGCCGCCACCUGUCCACGGUGCGGACCCACCUGUCAGCGCUGGUGCACCAUAGCAUUAUCCCACCUGACCGGCCCCCAGGGGCCUCCGCGGGCCUCACCAAGGACGUGUGGAGCAAGUAUCAGAAGGACAAAAAGAACUACAAAGAGCUGGAGCUGCUGCGGCAAGUUUACUACGGAGGCAUAGAGCACGAGAUCCGCAAGGACGUCUGGCCCUUCCUGCUUGGCCACUACAAGUUCGGCAUGAGCAAGAAGGAGAUGGAGCAGGUGGACGCAGUGGUGGCAGCAAGGUACCAGCAGGUGUUGGCAGAGUGGAAGGCCUGCGAGGUGGUGGUGAGGCAGCGGGAGCGGGAGGCCCACCCAGCCACACGCACCAAGUUCUCCUCAGGCAGCAGCAUCGACAGCCACGUGCAGCGCCUCAUCCACCGAGACUCCACCAUCAGCAACGAUGUGUUUAUCUCUGUGGAUGAUCUGGAACCCCCCGGGCCCCAGGACCCUGAAGAUUCCAGACCAAAACCUGAGCAGGAAGCAGGAGCCGGGACUCUGGGCACCGCCAUGGUGGAGCAGCAGCAUUCCAUGGAGUUCGACUCUCCAGACUCAGGACUGCCCUCCUCUCGCAAUUACUCCGUGGCCUCGGGCAUCCAGUCAAGCCUAGAUGAGGGGCAGAGCGUGGGCUUCGAAGAGGAGGACGGCGUUGGGGAGGAAGGCUCCAGUGGGCCCGGCCCUGCAGCUCACACUUUGACGGAGCCCCAGGAUCCCAGCCAGGAGAAGCCUCAGGCCGGAGAGGAGCUUGCGGCUGUGUGUGCAGCUGCCUACACUAUAGAAUUACUGGACACCGUGGCCUUAAACCUGCACCGCAUAGACAAGGAUGUGCAGAGAUGUGACCGCAACUACUGGUACUUCACGCCCCCCAACCUCGAGAGGCUCAGAGACGUCAUGUGCAGCUACGUGUGGGAGCACCUGGACGUGGGCUAUGUGCAGGGCAUGUGCGAUCUGCUGGCUCCUCUCCUGGUCACCCUCGACAAUGAUCAGCUGGCCUACAGCUGCUUCAGCCACCUCAUGAAGAGGAUGAGCCAGAACUUCCCCAACGGGGGUGCCAUGGACACCCACUUUGCCAACAUGCGCUCCCUCAUCCAGAUCCUGGACUCAGAGCUGUUUGAGCUGAUGCAUCAGAAUGGAGACUACACCCACUUCUACUUCUGUUAUCGCUGGUUCCUGCUGGAUUUUAAGAGAGAACUGCUGUAUGAGGAUGUGUUUGCUGUGUGGGAGGUGAUCUGGGCAGCCAGGCACAUCUCAUCGGAGCACUUUGUCCUGUUCAUCGCCCUCGCCCUGGUGGAGGCCUACCGAGAGAUCAUCCGCGACAAUGACAUGGAUUUCACUGACAUCAUCAAGUUUUUCAACGGUAUGAGCCGGCCCAGCCAUCCGGGCUGCCCUGAGCACACAGUUGGAGGGUUCUCAGGAAUUCUGGGGGCCCUUCCCCAAAGGCCGGGAUGUCAAGAAUCUAGCAGAGCAGAUGGAAACAGAGCAGGGUAGUCAGCCACCUCCUAGCCUGCUGCCCUUUCUCUGGGCCUCCCUACAGCUCUCCACGUUUCCCCCCCAGAACGUGCUGAGCAUCACGAUGCCCAGGAGAUCCUGCGGAUUGCCCGGGACCUCGUCCACAAGGUGCAGAUGCUCAUAGAGAACAAGUGAGCUGGGGCCAGGAGGCAGCAGCCACGCGGAGCCUGGGCUCCGGCAGGGAGAGGUGCAGGGGAAUCACCGCCCAGACCUCCCCAGCCACCAACCGACCCCACCUCUGUUCCUAACAAAGCGAUUGUGAGCCUGGAUCCGACUCCCGGCAGUGCUGACCCUGCAGGGCAAGUCAGGGGCCAGGAUGCCUUCGGAUCAGGGCCAGGAUGGGAGGGGUCAGCCUCAGGGAGCAGCUGCCUUGGGGGACACACCUACUCUGCUCCCCUCUCACACAUCUGGGAAUAGCCCCACUGCCACCUGCAGCCUCGGCCUGGACUGUUGCCCAUGAGUGAACCUGGGACCCCAAAGGAUUAAUGGGCUAUAGUGGCCUGGGCCCUACUUAGCUGGGGUGGCAGAGGGCGAGAGGCUCUGUGCUGUGUCCCUUCUGAGGGUCCCUUUGCAGUCCCUGUAUAUUGUGCGUGCACCAGCCCCAGUUGGAGCAGCCAGAACUGCUGCCGGUUUAGACACACGUCCUGGGUGCGGGAGACCUGGGCCGCCUUCAGGCUGCUCCCCCGAGAUUCUGGGGCAGUCGGAAGAUGUGGGCCCUGGGUGGGAGCAGCCCACUUCAGCAGCACUGCCACUGCCUUUGGCCACCUGAGGUGACCCCCAGGCCUCCCCGGCCCUGUACACUGUACCUCUGUGUAUCUGUACAGCCUCGCUCCUGCCACCCCACCCUUGCAUUCUGCAUUAGGUACUUCUCCGAAAACCACGUGUAAGUGAUGCUCUUGCCAGUGGAUGAUCUGGAAUGCGACCGGAGCACUUGCUCUGAGGAAUCCCAGGGUGACUGUGUAGGGGAGCAGUCCGGUCACAGCCUCCCCUCAGAGACAGGCCUCAGUUCUAGGGCAGCCCAUUAUCUGUCGCAGACAUCUGCCACGUCCCUGAGACUGCGGGAGGCAGGGGAUGCAUGGGUGUCCCCAUCUGUCCCUGGCGAGAAGCAAGGCUAGCUCUGCCUUCCACAUGCUUCUCAGGAUGCCAAGAGGCCUAGGAACCCAGAAACCCCCUUGGAGGAGCUGUGUACACGGGGGUGCCAGGAAGGGCAUAGCUCCUGCCCCCAGGCCUAGGCAUGCUGCUUGCUCGGCCAUCGCCACUUCCUCCUCUACCCCAACACAUGCAGGCUAGGCCUUGCCCUGGAACCUGGAGGCCCUGCCCGAGGCUGGGGCCUGUCCACCAGCCACCAAAGUCUGGCAGACUUUGUGCAUUUGAGAAACAUGACAAAGGGCCCCGCAGCCCUUCUGCACCCAGCACAGCCUGCCCAGCCCAGCCCUGCCCCCGGGCACUGCACAGCCUGUCAGGGGGCCAGACCACCCCAUUGUCCAUUCUUGUUGUCCAUGAGUCCUUGGCCUCCACCAAGCACGUGUGGCCAUUGUGUGCCUGCCUUAGUGACUCCGUGGUUUUGUGAGGAGCAGAGUGUGUAUGGUUUUUGCCUCAGAAACUAUACUCUUCUGUGUAACAGACCAAUAAACAGCAUUUGUCAACA
Pongo pygmaeus (Bornean orangutan) is the source of this 4932-nucleotide messenger RNA. It is a transcript of the gene SGSM2, whose product is annotated as small G protein signaling modulator 2. Lineage: Eukaryota; Metazoa; Chordata; Mammalia; Primates; Hominidae. Gene Ontology annotation, molecular function: GTPase activator activity. The transcript is spliced from 23 exons. The record is from RefSeq and is a predicted model, not a curated record. Bases 81 to 3263 code for a protein of 1060 amino acids. Gene Ontology annotation, biological process: activation of GTPase activity.